Lycium ferocissimum is the source of this 2299-nucleotide messenger RNA. RefSeq names its product phosphatidylinositol 3,4,5-trisphosphate 3-phosphatase and protein-tyrosine-phosphatase PTEN2A-like. Gene Ontology annotation, molecular function: phosphatidylinositol-3,4,5-trisphosphate 3-phosphatase activity. The record is from RefSeq and is a predicted model, not a curated record. NCBI's taxonomy places the organism in Eukaryota, Viridiplantae, Streptophyta, Magnoliopsida, Solanales, Solanaceae. Bases 299 to 2107 code for a protein of 602 amino acids. The transcript is spliced from 13 exons. Gene Ontology annotation, biological process: dephosphorylation. Gene Ontology annotation, cellular component: cytosol.
AUAAGACAAUUCUUUCAUGAAAUUGAGGGAAGAGUGCUUUAGGCGAGACGGAGGAGUAAAUGUAAGAGAGAAACUCUGGAGCUCAUUUAUCAAAAUGUUUAUUUAAUUUGAUCUUUGACUACAACUACAAAGGAUCUCGAUCUGGAUAAAUUUGUCCAAAACAACAGCACUAGGCACCGCCUUGAAUGGUUGGCGGAGUGCGUGUACCACAUUUUUGGCAUUCUAUUGAAAUUCGAAACCAGAGCAAAAAAAUUCAAAGCCUCUAAACAAUUAAUUUAGAGCUUGCACCAACUUCCCAAUGGAAUCUGAAUCCACUAGUUCAUCUCCACCAAUCCCCGGGAAGCCUUCUGAUGCUGAAGCUCCCAAGGCAAUUGCUUCCCAGAAAGAUAAUUCUGCCCAGGAUACAUCCAAGUCACCUGCAUCAGCCAUAUCAUCUUGGGCGAAAACCUUGAACUUUCCACAGCCUGUAGCACCUGGGCAGAAGGGGUCAGCGUUUGGAGAUGCUGGGGCAUCUAGCUUCUCACGUUUUGCUACUGGACUUGGUUUGCCAUUCACUUCAAAAGCUUCCGAGGCAAAUGAUGGCGCUGGGGGCAGCUCAUUGACCGGGCAAUCUGGUGUAUUUGAAUCAAUCACUAAAGGGCUAAUUGACACAUCUCUGAAUGCUGUGAAGGCUGUGCAAGUUAAGGCACGGCAUGCAGUAUCUCAAAACAAGCGAAGAUACCAGGAGGGUGGAUUUGAUUUGGAUAUGACUUACAUAACAGAGAAUAUCAUAGCUAUGGGUUUUCCUGCAGGCGACAUGAGCUCGGGUUUCUUUGGAUAUGUUGAGGGGUUCUAUCGAAAUCACAUGGAGGAAGUGAUCAAAUUUUUCGAGACUCAUCAUCAGGGAAAGUACAAAGUUUACAAUCUUUGUUCAGAGAGAUUGUACGAUGCUUCACUAUUUGGGGGAAAGGUUGCAUCUUUUCCAUUUGAUGACCACAACUGCCCGCCAAUUCAUCUUAUUAAACUGUUUUGCCUAAGUGCAUAUGCGUGGUUGAAGGAGGACAUUCUAAAUGUGGUAGUUGUACACUGUAAAGCUGGAAUGGCGAGAACAGGACUUAUGAUUUGUAGCCUCCUUAUGUUCUUGAAGUUUUUCCCAACAGCCGAGGAAUGCAUCAACUAUUAUAACCAAAAGAGAUGCAUAGAUGGGAAGGCUCUUAUUCUUCCAAGUCAGAUUAGGUAUGUAAAAUAUUUUGAGCGCAUCUUGACUCAAUUUGGUGGUGAAGCUCCGCCUGGACGUAGGUGCAUGCUGAGAGGAUUUCGAUUCCACAAAUGUCCAUCCUGGAUAAGGCCUUCAAUUACUAUAUCUAGUCACAGUGGCAUCCUAUUCUCAACAAAAAAGCAUCCAAAGACUAAGGACCUUAUGCCUGAAGAUUUUUGGAUACGAACACAGAGAAAAGGAAUUAUGGUUUUUGCUCUACCAGGUGAACCUGGUCUAACUGAGUUGGCUGGCGACUUCAAGAUCUAUUUUCAUGAUCGCCAAGGAGAUUUCUACUGCUGGUUAAACACGUCAAUGAUGGAAAACAGACUGAUUUUAGAUGCCUCAGAAUUGGAUGGCUUUGAUAAGAGGAAACUACCAUCUCCAGGAUUCCAAGUUGAGAUUGUGAUGGUGGAUUAUGAUGGAAGUGUUCCAGUAAAGUCCAAGGCUGAUGGUGCUGCCAAAGGAAAGGACCCGAGACAAAGAAACGUUUCUUCAUCCAGUGAAGGAACUAAAGCUAAUUUGAACAAGAACAAGGUAUCCGGGGGCCAAAAUCGUGGUGAUGAUGUAUUUUCAGAUAGUGAAGGGGAGGAAGGUACACCUUCGAGUACAAGAAGUCAGACAAGCACUUCACAAACUGCUGCUGCAAGUGUUGAUUCUAGCUCCCAAAAGGAGCAGAUAGCCAAUCUAACACGUAAUGCCGAACAACUUUCUCUUAGGACAAGCGAGCCUAAAACUGAUGCAAGUGAGAUCAAGAGUGAAACAGUUGAGAGAGCUGCCCUUCCCAAUCUCGGCUCAAGUGAUAUAAAGGCCAUUGCAGCAGAUGCAUCUGUGUUCAGUUUUGGAGACGAUGAAGAUUAUGAAAGUGAAUAAGCCACAAAAUUUAUUUUAUCCUUGUUUCAAAAUCCACUCUAGAUCCAUUGGAGAGUCCUAAUCUUUAUUUUCUCAUAAAGAUAGUAGUAAUUAUUUUGUUCGAGUUGGAGAAUUCGGCAUCUCUUUUGGCAGAGUUCAUUCUUUAGUUUUCAAUCGCCUUUAAGUGAAUCUCACAGUGAUUUGAACCUGCAA